AUGGCGCCUCCGGCGCUGAACCCAGAGGUCGAGCGUGUCAGGGAGACGCUGUAUAAGCUUAUCAUCACCCAGUUGAAGGCGAUCCUCAAGAGCGAGGGCCUACCGGUCUCGGGGGUCAAGCUAACACUCCAGGCGAGGCUUAUAGGCCGCCUCAACUACUAUGCGUACGGCGAGUGGGCGAACCAGGACCGGCUGAAUAGUCUCAUUGCACGGAUCUACGCAGUCGCUCGGGGUCAGCCGUCACCUCCACCCUUGACUCCAUUAUCACCGCAUUACCCUCCGGCUCCCCAGCCGCAGUCUUCGCAUGCAUUACCACCAUACCGGACAACAGUCCCCCUUCCUCCUCCAAGUCCUAUGGGCCGCUUGACCUUCAAGAACAGCCCGUUUUAUACCAUUCUAGAACCUUUGACUUCGGUUAUGGAAUGUCAAGCUCGAGAUUCCUCUCGAGAUACAGUUUGCUUGAGAGUGAUUCUCACCUCUGAAACUGCCUCACGGCUUUUGUCGGAUCCAAACCUCCGGAUCAUGGUUUAUGGCGCUGCAGAUAAUGGCCUUACGCAUUAUUCUCCGAGUGAUAUUGCUUUUCCACAUCAAGUGGAACUCAAAGUCAAUCAUGACGAUGUCAAGGCAAACCUACGCGGUCUAAAAAACAAGCCAGGUACAACCAGACCCGCUGAUAUAACGAACUUCAUCCGGAAGAAAGUAGGCUAUGUGAACACUGUGACGAUGACAUACGCUCUGACCCAGAAGAAAUUCUUCAUUGUCGUUAACCUCGUGCAAAAGCAUCCUGUGGAAGAAUUGGUUACCCAGCUCCAGGUCAGAAAAACAAUCUCUGCUGAGCAAGUGGUCAGGGAGAUACAGACCAAUGCCCAGGAUGCGGAUAUUGUGACAACGUCAGCCGUAAUGUCACUAAAAUGUCCGCUCUCAACUCUCCGGAUUUCGGUUCCAUGUCGCACCUCACUUUGCACACAUAACCAGUGUUUCGAUGCAACAUCUUUCCUUCAACUGCAGGAACAGGCGCCAACGUGGAGUUGUCCUAUCUGCUAUAAAGCAACCAGCUUUGAAGCUUUACAGGUAGACCAGUAUGUUGACAACAUACUACGUGCAACGCCGCAGUCAGUUGAUCAAGUGACAAUUGAGCAGAACGGGGAGUGGUCAAACCCGAAUGAUGUCCCUGAAGCCGCACCGGAUGGUAAUGGUGUUGAAAAUGGGGACAAUGAUGACCUUGACCUAGUAGAGGUAGACAGCUGUGGCGUGCCAACUGUCAAGAGGGAAUUUGACUCCCAGUCCUAUAUAAAUCACACAACUCCCACUCCAUCCAGGGAAGCCUCCUCGGUUGCAUCAGCUCCUCGACCCUCAACCGGUAAAAGGGCCAUUAGUCAAGUCAUUGAUUUGACUGGCAGUGAUGACGAGGAGCCCCCUCGUCCCGCUAAACGGCUCGCAUUCCACUUACCAAAUGGAACUCAUCAGCAACCUUUCGACCCGCUUAGGCUCUCCGCUUCGAAUUCGCCUGUUCCAGGUUCAUAUCAUUACGACAGAUAG
Molecule: messenger RNA, 1539 nt
Organism: Trichophyton rubrum CBS 118892
Lineage: Eukaryota; Fungi; Ascomycota; Eurotiomycetes; Onygenales; Arthrodermataceae
Exons: 7
Coding region: 1-1539 (512 amino acids)
Biological process (GO): protein sumoylation
Molecular function (GO): SUMO ligase activity; zinc ion binding
Source: RefSeq, a predicted model, not a curated record